This is a messenger RNA of Photinus pyralis (common eastern firefly), 1845 nucleotides long. RefSeq names its product E3 ubiquitin-protein ligase Smurf1-like. Gene Ontology annotation, molecular function: protein binding; transcription coactivator activity. Gene Ontology annotation, cellular component: nucleus; cytoplasm. The coding region runs from base 1 to 1071 and encodes 356 amino acids. The transcript has 5 exons. NCBI's taxonomy places the organism in Eukaryota, Metazoa, Arthropoda, Insecta, Coleoptera, Lampyridae. Gene Ontology annotation, biological process: positive regulation of transcription by RNA polymerase II; hippo signaling. The record is from RefSeq and is a predicted model, not a curated record.
AUGCGAGAAACUUUUUUGUUGUUGGAACAAUUGUAUUAUAUAAUAUCGAAUGAUCAACGUUUGGAUCUGUGUAAAGCAUCCCAAGAUGAUAGUGAGCCGGUUAAGGGACAGAUUAUAAUUUCGUUGCUUUCGCGCGACGGACCAUGCGGCGGUACGCCGUUGGCAGUAGUGGGUCCGUUAGGCGAACUCAGAGGGCCGGCGAGUCGGGAAUUGUCGCCGCAAGAAGACGAGCUGCCGCCAGGCUGGGAAGAGCGGCGCACGCCCAACGGUCGUUUGUACUAUGUGAACCACAUAACUUUAACGACUCAGUGGUUGAAACCGCACGUUUCCGCGAAGAAUCGUGCGACACCUCGUAGCAAUAAUAAUAAUAUAAAUAAUACAAAUUUAAGCAAUAAUAAUAGUGUCGAUAAUAAUAGCGUUAAUAAUAAUACGGACGAGGUGCAAUCGCCGAUAAGGCCGAGUUGUAGUACGUCGCCCGUAACCAAUGGUGCAAAUAUUGAAAAGGAUCAGACGAGUCCGCUGCGUACCGGAUCCUCCUCGCCCAGUGACGGUUUCUCUCAACCGUUAAAUUUUCUAUCUGAGAAUACGAAUGGACGGUCGAAGGAUCGGAGACAACGCAGUUUGGAGGAAAGACGCGGCGGCGACAGCGGAGGUCGACGUCGAUCCGCACGCAAUCGCGCAUCGUUAAAUGGCGUCCAAAUUGCGGCGCUUCAAGGACAGCUAGUCGGUGAUCCAAAUAAAUUAGAUUUGCCCGUCGGUUACGAGUUGCGGACGACACAGCAGGGCCAAGUGUAUUUUUAUCAUAUUCCGACUGGUGUGUCAACAUGGCACGAUCCACGAAUACCCAAAGAUUUGGCGUCGCGGGGAUUUGCUCUGGAUCAGUUGGGACAGUUACCUACCGGUUGGGAAAUGAGGCAGACAUCAUCAGGAAGAUACGGCAAAAGGUAUUGUAGCGAAUAUUCUAGAAAUACCAAGACAUCGAAGCGCCAUGAAAAAUUAGUCAUUAGCGAUAAAAAGCUAAGGUGGAUAUUACGCAUCCUUUCCAGGAAAUAUGUGUUUGUUCGGGAGUAGUUGAAACCAUUCUAAAAAGAUUAUUUUUUAUUUUAUUGCCUUUAUUUUAUAGUGGGCGGAGUGUUAGCAAUUUGGUUGCUAUAGGCAAAUCGAAUUGUUUCGAGUUCGUUACAACGUUGAUGCUGAUAGUGAAUAUUAGUGAUAAAUAGGUAAAUAGGUCGGGCUGGUGUUAUGUUAUAAAUUAUGAGUGAUACAAUUUACUGUUAUAAAUUAAUCCAUUUCAAGACUGUUAUAAAUUUUUUGUUUAAUAUAGAUACCUAUAAUUGUUUUUAAUUACGCAAAUAAAUAAAUCACUUAAUUAGAUUUACGUACAGUAUUAAAAAUACAUAAUUGCUGAAAAAUUCUUUAUUUUAUUUGAUGGGAUUUAAAAAAAUCAAAAAAGAAACACGAAGAAAAAAAAAUUAAGAAUUAGACAAACUUGAAUAAGGACCAAUCUGAAGGAUAUUAAAAAAACUUAAAAUCAGGCGGAAAUAAGGAGUUGAAAGAGUCGGAAAAAUUUGUAAAAAUUUAAAAAAUCGCAUAACAGGAAGAAUUUGACAAACAAAUUCAGAAUGAAAUCGCAUGAGAUUUGAAAAGGUCAAGAAUGCGAAGAACCUGAAAAAACAAAAGAAUGAAAAAAUCUGAAUAAGUUGGGCGAUUUGUGGAAUCUAACAAACUUGAAGAAUUUGAAUAAACAAAUAAACCAAAAGAGUUUUAAAAAUCAGAUGGAAAUAAAGAAUUUGAAGAGUGGAAGAAUUUGAUGAAAAAUUGCACAAUAGGAGCAAUUUAAAAAAA